Molecule: messenger RNA, 1017 nt
Organism: Zygosaccharomyces rouxii
Lineage: Eukaryota; Fungi; Ascomycota; Saccharomycetes; Saccharomycetales; Saccharomycetaceae
Gene: ATP11
Product: Atp11p
Exons: 1
Coding region: 1-1017 (338 amino acids)
Biological process (GO): mitochondrial proton-transporting ATP synthase complex assembly
Cellular component (GO): mitochondrion
Source: RefSeq, a predicted model, not a curated record
AUGCAAGUUGAUACUAAACUACUCACCUAUACCCAAUCUAUUGAGCCCUGUAUGAGAUACUUCCCCACAGUUGCUUCUCGAAGAUUGAGUGGUCUGCUUUUCAGUGCUCCUAGAAUUUUUCCAGCACGUAAUUUCGCCACUACUGUUCCAUACCUUUAUAAGGAUUAUUCUACAGGAUCACCUGCUGAACGUUAUAGCGGUAAAUUAUUUGAAAGAGCUAGACAAGAAGGGUUUGAUUCUAUCGAAGAGUUUUUAGAGAAUAAGAAAGCCUCUAUUGACGAGAAAAAGAAAGAACUGACCAGAAUAGAUCCUUUGAAGGAAUUAGAGGAAUACGAACAACGUAUGAUGAUGUCUCAAAAUAAUGCAGGUUUAACUAAAUCUAAGGGUCCUGUUAAUGCAGCUGCAGAAAGAGUACCUUAUAAGACAUUAGAUUCAUUUAUUAAAGUGGAUAAAUUCAGUGAGUUAUCGAAGCAGGAAGUCGAAUUUCUAUGGAGAGCUAAAUGGAUGGGUAAAGACGAUUCGUUAUGCGCAGUGGCACCAGCUGAUGUGUUUGAGAAAAUGACCAAGACAGCCAAAGAAAAUCCAGUGUUUGUACUGCCUUUGCCUCGUGUUAUGGAGGGUGAAACUAAGGAUGGCGAACCUAAUGAAGGCAGCGAAUUACACUAUAUUCAAUGGCAAUUUGUGGGUCCCAAUACCACCCACUGUAUGAUUACGUCUUUGGCCGAGUACAAGUUGCAUAAGGAUUUCGCAAGACCUCAUACUGUGGUACAAUUCCAUUCUGAUCUCGCAAAGGAUAAGGGUUUAGUGCUGAUGAACGGACAUGUUGAGAAGGACACUAACGUAACCCUACAAGAUUCUCAGUUAUUGUUAUUAAAUAUUCAAAGAUUUUACGGUGCAGUUAACGAUCAAACUCCGAUUGAACAACAGAGGUUGAGAAUGUUAAAAGCUUUCACUAAGGGAUCUCCAGAUUUCAACAUUGAAUUAUUGAUCUCCUUGGCUCAAGCCAUGGAAACUUGA